CUCUUCCUUUCCCUCUGCAUUUUUUCCUUUCCAGUUUCCACUUUUUGAUUUCCCAGAGAGUGAAAUAUAAAUGCCAACCAUGGACUUUAGUCACUCUUUUACUGCCUAAUGUUUAAUAAUAUUUACAUAUCGAAUCCCAACAACCUUCCUUGCGUCGCAAGUCGGUGCCCUUCCAACUUUCUCUUGAUUUCCCAAACCUUUACUUUCCAGAUCAGUUCUUAUAUUUUGUGAUCUCCCACCAACUUUAUAUAAACAGACACCGAAAACCCUUUUCGUUUUUUGUCCUAAGAAGCUGCUCCAAGAAUCUUGGAUAUUCCAAAGCAAGCAACUUUCAUUGAUUUCAUCGCUCCAAAUUUACUGUUGAGCACGCACCAUUUUGGUAUCCUUUAGGAGGGUCAAAGAGUACUUGCCACUCGUGCUUUGGGGGGAAGUACUCAAUCUGAACAUGGCAUUCGAAAGGAUUUCUAGGACUGCUCGACAUGGAUUCAGAAGGUCGCCAUCAGGAGCAUCUUCGCGCACAACUGAGAAGGAUAUGUUGUGUGAGCGAGCAUCCACACGCAAAUAUUGCUCCGUACCUUCACUCGAAAGGGAGAAGAGAAACAACAAUCUUUCGUAUCUCUCCAGCAUUUCAAAGGUGAAUCACAAUAGUUUCUGGAGCAGGGGAAUAAGCAUAACCCCGAAUUAUCAAUUCCCUUCUGCGGAAAGGAUUGUUGAGGAGUCCGAUUCGGAGUGUAAUGACCCCAAGUAUCCGGGACUAGAAGCAACCAGGCCGAGUGAAAAGCCAAGAGUGGUGGUCCUUGGUACUGGCUGGGCUGCAUGUCGAUUCCUCAAAGGACUAGACACCAAGGUUUAUGAUGUUGUUUGCAUAUCGCCGAGAAAUCACAUGGUCUUCACUCCUUUGCUUGCUUCAACUUGCGUUGGUACCCUGGAAUUUCGCUCGGUAGCUGAACCUGUUAGUCGUAUACAAUCUGCAUUGGCAGCGAGUCCCAGUUCAUACUUUUACAUGGCUUCCUGCGUCGGCCUUGACACUGACAAACAUGAGGUUUACUGUGAGACAAUUAGCAAUGGCGGUUUAUCUCAUGAACCUUACAGGUUCAAAGUAGCGUAUGACAAACUCAUCAUAGCUGCCGGAGCUGAACCCCUGACGUUUGGCAUCAAGGGUGUGAAGGAACAUGCAUUUUUCCUCCGCGAGGUGAAUCAUGCCCAAGAGAUUAGGAAGAAGCUUCUCUUGAACCUCAUGCUUUCGGAACAUCCAGGCAUAUCGGAGGAAGAAAGGAAACGCGUCCUGCAUUGUGUUGUUAUUGGAGGUGGCCCUACAGGGGUGGAGUUCAGUGGCGAAUUGAGCGAUUUCAUCAUGAAAGAUGUACAAGAACGGUUUAGUCACGUUAAGGAUUACAUCAAAGUCACUCUCAUUGAGGCGAAUGAGAUUUUGUCAUCGUUCGAUGUUGGGUUAAGGCAAUACGCAACAAAUCACUUGACCAAGGUUGGCGUUCGCCUUAUGCGAGGCGUUGUGAAAGAAGUGCAUCCGAAGAAGAUAGUUCUCAACGAUGGCACUGAUGUUCCAUAUGGCCUUUUGGUCUGGUCUACCGGCGUUGGUCCCUCAGAGUUUGUGAAAAAACUCGAUCUUCCAAAGUCCCCAGGCGGAAGGAUUGGUGUCGAUGGGUGGAUGCGGGUUCCUUCAGUGGAAGAUGUGUUUGCACUGGGAGAUUGUGCCGGUUUUCUCGAGGAGACGGGGAGGCCAGUCCUUCCGGCUUUAGCUCAGGUGGCAGAAAGGGAAGGAAAGUAUCUGGUGGAGCUGUUUAACAGGAUUGGGAAGCAGGAUGCCGGGAAGGCCUUCAGCGCGAAAGACAUUCCUCUCGGGGAGCAAUUUGUGUACAAGCACCUAGGAAGCAUGGCAACAGUUGGAGGCUAUAAGGCUUUGGUUGAUCUGCGCCAGUCUAAGGAUGCAAAGGGCAUAUCCCUUGCCGGAUUUCUCAGCUGGUUAAUUUGGCGCUCCGCUUAUCUGACGCGUGUUGUCAGCUGGAGGAACAGGUUCUAUGUUGCAGUGAACUGGGCCACUACUCUUGUAUUUGGCAGAGAUAACUCAAGAAUAUAGGUUGAUGCUACAAGUCACACCACACACAUUGCCAUAUGUUAUAGGCUAGUGAUUUUCACGCUCCUCGUUUCGCCUAUUCGAAAUACAUAUGUUAAGAGGCUUGAGACCUUGAUCCCUCAAUUUGUUGAAUUGGGUGAAAUAUUUGGUUCAGGUUAAACUCGAUCUCUCAAUCUUUUGUUGCAAAAUAUUGUCGAUGUUCAGAGUAUCUCGCGUCCACUUUGUAGCAUUGAUACUUAAAAAGAUCUCGAGCAUUUUUGUAUUCAUCGUCGAUUAGUUUUGAGUUGGAUGCUCAUAUUGUAA
Messenger RNA from Malus domestica (apple), 2395 nucleotides. RefSeq names its product internal alternative NAD(P)H-ubiquinone oxidoreductase A1, mitochondrial-like. The record is from RefSeq and is a predicted model, not a curated record. NCBI's taxonomy places the organism in Eukaryota, Viridiplantae, Streptophyta, Magnoliopsida, Rosales, Rosaceae. Gene Ontology annotation, molecular function: NADH dehydrogenase activity.